AAUACAAACAGGAAGUUGUGUGGUACGUAGUUGUGAGUGAAGAUUAGCAUUAAUAAACACUGGUCUUUGUUGACAACUUUGAUACAUUUCUAGGCUCUUUACAGGGCUACACUAGUACACUAGGCACACUAGUAAAUAUUCAAUUGCAACUUUAAAGCGACAAAGGGGGCAAAUUAUGCUCCUUCACUGAGAGAAGACGAGCAAAAUUGCAUACGUUAAAGCGAAGACACGUUCGGUAAGUCACUAGUACCAUCUAUCAAUCGAACAGGCUUGAGUACCCCUGCAAAUAUCCAGCUUGGCUUUUAAGGAGACGUCUUCAGCUACCUUUGCUAAUGAUAAGUCCACGUAUAAUGGUGUGGUAUAUACAUAUUAUACAUUGAAAAGUGGGCCAAUUUAGAUAUAUAAAUCGAAAAUAAGUAAAAGUUUUCCCACUACAUAAAGUCAAUUUAUGAUUUACACUUAACCUGUAAAAUAAAUGUAUUAUUGUGAGGAAUACCUUGUCGCUGAGGUCCCUCGCAAUGUCCAAGUGCCUCUGACAGCACACCACAGCCUCAUCAAACCUUCCCAGCACUUUUAGUGUGUUCCCAAGAUUCCCGCUGGCUUUGGCUUCUCCCAGCAGAUCGCCAAUGGUCCUACACGACAACAUGUUGGGACCACAUCUAGAUCUAAUGAGGAUGGCUUUGGAUGGUGUCGUUGAACAACCUGGUCAAGGUGAGGUCGUGUCGGUGGAAUUCCAGCGCCUUGGUGUAGUCGUGCAGGUGGAAGUAGGCGUUUCCCAGCUGGCUGUAGAUGGCACUGAGCACCUGCAGGUCUUCCGUGCCCACCUGGAUGGCCGCUUCGAAGAAGGAGACACCCGCUCUGUAGUCGCCCACCUUGCAGAGUCGCUCGCCUUCCAGUGCCAGCUCCAGGCAGGACACCUCCAUCCUGCAGUGCACAGAAGAUAAAAAGGUUAUGUCAAAGACUUACCUGUACCGUCAGUGAGUCAUGGAGGGGGAACCAGAGGAUUCUGAUGAUGACGUACAGGGGGAGCAUAAGACCACUGUAUUGUGGGAAAAGCGUAUCCAGCAGAGCAUCGUGGUGGACCUCAGCGAGGAUGAAAGCCUCCGCCUCAGUGAUCUGCAGGCAUCUUCCUUAGAUUUCCAUUUCUCGAAGGUGGAGUCUGCAGGGUCAGAGGCCAGUGUCCAUCUCAAGGAAAGUACUGAGCUAUCAACAGGGGAUGAUAAGUCCUCAGGUUCCGGUGUUGUCAGUAGUGAGAAGCUCGUAUCACACAAGAGUGGCAUCUUGCAAAGACACACCAUGCAAGAUGAGGAGACCCUGCACCAAGAGUAUGAAGACCCUGGGCAGAAUACCAGCGAUGAGGAUCAGGAGGACCUUCCUUAUGACGAAGAGCUUGGCAGCCUUUACUUCACUCACAUGGUUGGUUCUAAGAGCAAUGUGACAUCUGAUGGAAAACAAAGUACAACUGGUCUACAAUCGUCUGAAAAUGUGGAUAAACAAGCAACUUUAUCUCAAGAGGAUGCCAGAAAGCACAAUGAUGUCGCCCCAACAUGCAUUUGUCCUCCAGUUGACGUUAACCAGCUGCUGCUGCGACAUCUCGCCCGAGAGGAGUGGCUGCAGACAGGAAGGCCGAUUGAAGCCGAGACACUGCCGGAGGUGUCCCUGCUGGAGAGUGUAGAUGACAUUCUCUGUAGUCCAUCAGCAUACAACAACACUGCAGCGCUGAGCAAUAUUUCUGAGAGAGAGAACAGUUUAUCAAAAAGUGCACAUUUAGAGGAGGCUAAUCUUGACAGGACUAAUCUUGAUUACAAAGUGUGUGAUGUUCACACCCAGAAAGUCCCACAUUUGCACAGGUCUUUUAGUGACCUAAAGUACGGCCAAGGUCAAGUCCAUUACCCACUCCCUGACUUCUCCAAGGUAGCUCCCAAGGUGAAAAUCCCAAAGGGUCCCUCCAGUGGUACAGCCAGGCCUGUUCCCAGCCCUAUGAUCAAAACCCAGUCCUCCCCGGGGAUGUUAGAGCUAAUCAGCAGAGUUCUAGAGGAUUCAGGCCGGCCUUCAGAGAAUCCUCAACACAUACAUCAGCUUACUGGUCCUACAACAAUGCAUCACCUGCAGGAUGAAUAUGAUAAGUUACUAACCGAAUACACAGAAGCUGAUAAUCUCAGAGAUAAGAUCAGGCUGGGAACCAAUCCCUCUUCAGACUUUUGCAUCGAGAACUAUGAAGGCGAUCCAGGAAAUCUAAGUGAGGGAAGCCAUGUUGGACCGCUAGCUCCUCGCAUUCCAACACUGGUUCAAAAUCAGUUGAUCACGUCUGAUCAAGGAGAGGCUAGUGAUGCUGAAAAAAUGGCCGCUGAGCUGAGAGAUGUCAUCAGCCAGUUCAUGCAGACGGUGGAUGAUUUUAAGCAGAGAGUAAGCAACAGGUCAGUUAGCAGAGAAGAGCAGCAAAUGAUGCUCAGGAGCUUGAUGGAAGCCCAGGACCAGUUGGAAAGAAAAUACAUGAGCAAGAAGGAAGAGCACAGAGCUCUGGAGAUGCAGAAUUAUCUGGGCCUGAGCAGAAAUAUUGGAACAUUUGACCCAAACAGGGUGGUGGAGGGAGAUAUAUUCAGGGUGGGAAUGCACCUCGAAGACAUAAAGGAAAUGAUCGACAAAGUCAUGUGCGAGCAGAUCAUCCCUCCUCUUUUAUCAUCUACUCCAAAAGCAAUGACCAUGAAGGCCACAUCUCCAUCAUCACUGCAUGAGGGGUCAAGUGCAGGUUUGACCACUGAAUUUUUUAAAAUGGAGACAAAGACUGAGGCCAAAAAAGAGGCCAGUGGAGAUGAUGGAUUAUUUGGAGAAAGGGGUGAGCUCCUAAGUGAUGACUUAACAAACAGCAGCAAUAGGCUUUCUGUUUACUUCGUGGAGGGACACGCAGAAGUCAAAGAUGAAGAAGAGAGAGAAGCGGCCUUGUCGGAGGGGAUAGGUAGCAGUCAGCAAUGGACACCAGGAAGUGGUACCCAGGGUGGUGGUCUGAACCCGAACCCAGAAUGUGACCUUGUGGAUGGUGUUAGUCUUGUUGUGGAGGUCUCCUCUUCCUCUGAUGCAUGCUCACCAUUACGAUCACAGGGGAUUGUUUGCAGAGAGACAGACAGUGGUUUUGGGAGCUCCUACUUGAAUCAAUCCAGUGGAACAUUACAGCCUAGCCCUCCCACAGAAAGAGUGCACAGUGAUGGACUUAGUACCUCAGACAGUGAAGGCUCCUCCCUCAACCUACAGACAACCAUCCAUCCAUCAAACGUGAACAGGUGCCAGGGGACCAGCGCCAAUUCACCAGUCCAAGCAGAUCUAGUGGAUCUGUGGGUGCAAAGUACCACUAAAGACUCAGUCAAGCUCCAAGGCCCUGAUGCAAGCAAUCACUACGCCUGUGAACCCAUCCUGAGUACUGCCAUGGAUAGAGAACAGAAAGAACGUCAACUGUGCUCUUGUAAUAGUGAGGCUAUCCAAGACUUACAGGCAGAGGUAUCUAAGCUGAAAAAGGAUCUAGAAGAAGGCCUGGUCCAACUUCCUCAACUGGCACAGAAGAUGGAUUACCUGGCCUCCAAGUACAGGCAAGAGCGUAGGUACAAUAGUAGACCAAGGACCCGCCAUAAGCCAACCAGGCAGCGGCAAACCAGUCAGUUAAGACUAGACGACUGGAUUUCAACAGAUAUGGACCCAAGCAAGAGCAAAGGGACAGACAGUGGCGACGCAUCCUGCUCUCAGAUGAUGCUGCACUUCCACAGUCCUCCUGUGGGAGGCGACAGAGUCAAUUCAAUUUCAGGCCAGUUUCAGGAGAAGCUGCAAGCUAAUGGUGUAUCAGAUGUAAUCACGUCUGGGCCCAUGAACUCUCGUUUGAAGGAAGAAAGACACAAUAAUUCCAAACACAGGACACAGAUGGCCACCAUGGAAGGAUGGUCUGUCCCAUUGCCUCUGUCCACCCAGAGACCCCUUCUCCAGGUCGGCUAUGCCUCCUCCUGCAGUCUACCUGCAAGCUACAAAGUGAGGGAACCACCUGUUCAUUCCGUGUCCCAUCCCCGGAAGCAUUCCACCCAGUCGGACACAGCACUCCUACCCAGCAAUGUGUACUUUCAGCAGACACUGUCUCCAGGAUCAGCAUUCCCAAGGGCUGGCAACUUCCGGACAGGAAGCAAGGAAGAGAAGAUGAACAGGCCUCUGGACCAGGCUCUCAAGGCAGCCCGCGACAUGAAGAGGAAAACCGACCGCAUGGUCAAGAGACUAACAGCCGACCUGGUCAAAGCUCAACUCUUGCCGCAGGAGAGUGUGCAACAUUAAGCCAGUAGGAGGCAGGACACAACACAUCACUUAACACAGAGAACACAUAGGACCACUAAAGACUUAUUUCUUUAGCUAGUGCGUAAUAUUCAUUCAUUCAUUUUCUAUACGGCUUGUCCUCAUUAGGCUCACAGGGGUGUGCUGGAGCCUAUCCCUAGGUAGUGCACAAUAUAUCUUACAGUAUUUAAUGAUUAUUAGGAUUAUAAUUAUUAUAAGUGAAAUCUAUCUUUUGUUGAAGCCAUUCUAAUACCCAACACUUUCACUCUCUGUUUGGAAUACAGAAGAAUAGAAUAGCUUGCUUUCAGUCACAAUUUCACGUUUGUUUGAAUCAAUCGGAAUAAUUUGACGUAAAAAAAAAAAAACUUUUAUGGAGAAUAUGAUCCCUGUUAUUGCUUUGGAAACCACAAAAUCACGCACUUUACUGGCUUCUUAGUACAUUGAUCCUCAACUGGUCUCAACUGGCAUGGCCCACUUUUUGAAACUACACAAAACAAGAUCACAAAUGUAGAUAUUUCACUUAUAUUUUUGAUUUCAGAGCACAAACUGAGAAGGAACAUCUACACAUACAAAGGUCAAUAAAGUACCGUAAAAAUAAAAUACCAGUAUAAACCAUACAAUUAGAUAUUUCAUUUGUACUGUACACAAACUUAGGAGGAACAUGGCGACUGCAUAUAUAAAGAUCAACAACAUAUAAUAAAUAAAAUAGCUAAGUUUCACAAAAACAAGUCCACAAAAGUGGAUAUUUCACUUGUAUUUCUGCAUUUAAAUUACAUACUGAGGAGGAACAGGGCAACUCCAUGUACAAAGCUGCACAAGAAGUGUGUAAUAAUAAUUAAAUAUGCUUCCCAAUGGUUUGCUAUAGAAUACAUGCAAUAAGCUGCAGGGGUAAAGUGAUAAAGAUGAAUCAAAUUAAAAAGUGGGUCAUGUAGUCAAUAUAACAUUUCAGGUAAAUCCCGCCCUUGUCUUGAAUUCAAAUGAAUAUCAACUUCAGUCCCCCUAGCUACGUUUCCAAUGGCCGUCCUCAUGCAGGCCUGUGAGCGCUAAACGUGUCCUCUUACGGGGUUUGUGUCGGGUUUGUUUGCUUUGUGGUUCCACUCCUGUCUCUGCCAAAGUCUGUUGGUGAUGCGAUGUGUUGUGUGUUUGUGUGAGGUUAUCAAGUUCUACUGUUGUUCUUAAGGGGGUAUCGGGUAAGGGGAUGUAUCCAAACAAUAUUCCGGAAUGCCUCAGGACAAUAGUUUACAGUAGGUAUUUAAUGUUCACUAACCUGAAGGCUUUUGACACACUGGUCUGAUUGAAGCGUGACUUUGCAACUACAGUACAUGCCAAACAUUUCUUGUAAUUAAUUAAACUCAAUAAAA
Dunckerocampus dactyliophorus (ringed pipefish) is the source of this 5663-nucleotide messenger RNA. RefSeq lists its product as uncharacterized. The record is from RefSeq and is a predicted model, not a curated record. The transcript is spliced from 22 exons. NCBI's taxonomy places the organism in Eukaryota, Metazoa, Chordata, Actinopteri, Syngnathiformes, Syngnathidae. Bases 985 to 4305 code for a protein of 1106 amino acids.